Molecule: messenger RNA, 2870 nt
Organism: Mercenaria mercenaria
Lineage: Eukaryota; Metazoa; Mollusca; Bivalvia; Venerida; Veneridae
Product: transcription factor Sox-8-like
Exons: 3
Coding region: 220-1653 (477 amino acids)
Biological process (GO): regulation of transcription by RNA polymerase II
Cellular component (GO): nucleus
Molecular function (GO): DNA-binding transcription factor activity, RNA polymerase II-specific; RNA polymerase II cis-regulatory region sequence-specific DNA binding
Source: RefSeq, a predicted model, not a curated record
CAAUGUAAGGCCGAAAUACAAUCAUAAUCACCUUGACAGUUUCUGAGAUACAGUAGCGCAUUUAUACUCAUGGAAUGAUAUAAUCCUAAUUAAUAACACUAUUAUCGCAUCUGUUCCAAACUUUGAAGAAGUUGCUGUAACUUUGGCAUAAACUUUUACCUAGUGCGAUAAAAGGUAGGGUUGCAAGUGACUACUUUGUGGACUUACUAAAAAACAUUCAUGUUAGAUACAACUUUACGGGAUACUAUGAGUGAUACCGACGAUAGCCAUGGUGAUCCAUGCAGUCCGACGGCUCUGUCGCCGGAUUUGAAGAAAGUAGAAGUAGACGGCGACGCGCUUCCAGAGAAAAUUCAGGAGGCAGUUUCGCAUGUGCUAAAGGGAUAUGACUGGUCACUGAUCCCUAUGCCCCAGAGAGGACCUGGAGGAGAGAAAAGAAAGCCACAUAUCAAGAGACCAAUGAACGCUUUCAUGGUCUGGGCUCAGGCAGCACGCCGGAAGUUAGCAGACCAAUACCCGCAUUUGCACAACGCAGAACUGAGCAAAACAUUGGGGAAACUUUGGAGGUUGCUGAACGAAGAAGAGAAGAGACCUUUUGUGGACGAGGCAGAGAGACUCCGAGUCCAACACAAGAAGGACCACCCUGACUACAAGUACCAGCCACGCCGUCGCAAGCCGCUUAAGAACCCAAACCAGGAUAACAACAACCCGAACCCGUUACCAAAGGGUGUCAUGUUUAAAGGUAUGCCAGAAGGCUCACCUUCUAACAUCAGUGAUGAUAGCAGUGACUGUUCGAGCACCCACAACCCACACGGUCCGCCUACCCCUCCAGCCACACCGAACCAUCAGGAACUCAUGAACCUACAAAAAUGCAUGAAUGAUCGUCUCAGAGCCAGACACAUGCCAGGUCACCCACAAGCCCAGCCAAUAGAUUUCAGCCGGGUAAAUUUACAAGAUCUGGGUGUUCCAGAGGUCAUGCCGCUUGACACAUUUGAUGACCAUGAGCUCGAUCAAUAUCUACCCAAUGGUCUCCCGAAUACAGGUCACAUGACCAGUCACAACCAAUCGGAGCAAUACUCAUCGUGCUACCAAGGAAACGCAACGUCAUCAACAACAUCCUGGUCAGGAUGUUUCAGGCCAUCAACUGGUUCGUGCAUGCAAGCGUACAGUUCUCUUACCAACUCUACGAACACAAGUAAUGUGAACAACACUAAUACAAACAAUAACAUUCCAUCACCAUACGAUUUGUCCGGGGCAAACUCGCCGAACAAUCAAGCGAACUCUCCUAACGCCAUCCAAAAUUCACAACAAACGUCAUCGCCUACCGGAAGUAUGCAUAGUCCUGGUUAUCAAGGUGCCAGUUCAAAUGCUAGCUGCAAAGUAAGAGAGGAGUCGGAUUCUGGAAUAAAGAUUGAACCAGCCAACCACCCAAGAGGCCCCGCCCCAAGAUAUCCGUGUGAUAAUAAAUUUGAAUACAGUAAUGCGUCUGUGUCACGCUUCGAAGGAAGUGCUCACCAAAACAUGGCAUAUACAGGCAAUACGCAUGCGCAAUAUAUGCACUCAUUAAACUACCCUCACAUGGGCAUGUCCCGGCAAAUGUUCAACCCAAUAGCAGCCGCUGUUCCCGGAGAACAACAGUGGGAAAGAUAUACCUGAAAAAAAAAACUUCCUAGAAAUAGGCCCCCGUCUAGUAUAAUUUGGGGCGAAUCUGAAAGUCAGCAAACCCCGAUUUACACGGGAACAUUGUCUCUAUUGGACAUUACCCAUGGCGAACUAUAUAAUGCAGAAAAAGUGCUACAUAGAAUACCUAAAUAUACCUAUACAUAGCAAACUAUGAACUAAGUUAAAAAAGUGACCUGAUGUAGCUUAUAUGCAGUGCUUCAGAGAGGAAGAAAUCAUCCUGUAGUAAAAGAGAGAAACGGACUAUAGAAAACGUGUAACGUUGUUUCAUGAAGUUAUGUUAAAUUAUUUAUUAUUUUUCAUAUCAUUCAUUUUUUUUUUUCAUUUAUUGCCAUUAAUCAUGUAUAACUUAAGUUUGCUUUGUCAUGUUUAUAUACUGUUUUUCAUUUUUGUCAUAAUUUUAGUCCCGAUUUGUAGGUUUUGGUUAUAAAUGAUGCUUUUAUAACUAGAAUAUGCAUGCAAAAUGCAUAUUACAAGUAAACACGUGCCUUAAACUGUCUGAAAAUGUUAUUUGAGUAGAAAGAUUUGCUGAACGUUUUCAUUUCUAUUCAUUUUAGUUUUCAUUCAUCAUAAACUGCUGCAUUAGUGACACUUUUAUUCAUUAUGUUCACAUACAACUUUAUGAUUUUAAUUCAUGAAGAAACCAUGCCACGUAAAUCCACUUAUUUAUUUGACACAAAAGGUCUUACUUAGUAUUUACUGGAUCACAAUAAUCAUCCAGAUAUUUAUCAAUACACAAAACACACCGGUGCUCAAAAUCAAGUAUUCAUCUAUUUAAAGCGCCAUCUAGAACAUGCUUUUAAAGUCUUGUUUUUGUCUACGUACUAUGUCUUUGAAAUGUCAUGUUGGUUUCCGUUCAAUUAGUCUUUCGUAUAUUUGUGUGGACAUUUUUUUUUCAAAUAACGAGGAAGAUUAUCAGCGUUCUUAAACAAGAAUAUUUCUGUAAUUCGCUUUCACAUCUUUUGCUUGCCUCUCUCCGUUAACCUUUAACAAUGGCGGCGGGAUGUCCGCCAUAUAUUACAAUAUUAACUGUCUCUGUCUUCCAUAUUUGCAUAUUAUAGCGAUGCAAUUUUAACUUUUUUUUUCAAAUAUUUGUAUUUUUUGCGUUAUGUCUAUGUUCUGAAGUCUAUGCAUAUUACAUUUUGAUUGCAAAUAUGUGUGUAAAUAUAAAAAAAUGAAAUGAAUAGAAUCUG